Messenger RNA from Trametes versicolor FP-101664 SS1, 882 nucleotides. RefSeq lists its product as uncharacterized. Gene Ontology annotation, cellular component: COP9 signalosome. The transcript is spliced from 5 exons. Bases 1 to 882 code for a protein of 293 amino acids. The record is from RefSeq and is a predicted model, not a curated record. Lineage: Eukaryota; Fungi; Basidiomycota; Agaricomycetes; Polyporales; Polyporaceae.
AUGGAGAUCGGAACUCAACAUGUCGCCAAGCUAGAGCCCUUCCUCCUGAUGUCGAAGGCCGCAAAGGGUGCAGCCGCAGCUAAGCUCAUCCAGGACGCCACUUCCGCGCCCGGUGUAUUCGUCUUCGGAGAGCUACUCGACUUGCCGAAUAUCCAAGAACUGGCUACCCAUGAAACACAUUCGCGGUUCUACUCACUGCUCCAGUUGUUCGCAUACAAGACGUACGCGGACUACAUCCAGCACAAGGACUCUCUCCCGCCUUUGAACGACGCACAGACCAUCAAGCUGAAGCAGCUCACGCUCGUCUCAUUGGCGCAAGACAGCCGCAUCCUUCCCUACAAUGAACUGCUCCGAGUUCUUGAUAUGCCCACUGUUCGCGAUUUGGAGGACUUGAUCAUCGACGCCAUCUACCUCGACAUCGUGCGGGGCAAGCUCGAUCAGAAGGAGGGACAGUUCGAAAUUGAGUACACGAUGGGUCGUGAUCUAGAACCUGGGAAGCUGGAGCAGCUGCUGGUGUCACUGCAGAACUGGGCGUCCACUACCGCCGCGGUGCUCGCCACCUUGGACAAUAAGCUCUCUGAGCUCUCCAACCGCACCGUCACCGCGAAGACGAUGAAGGAGGUUUACGACAGAGGCUACCAGUCGACACUAAAGGAGGUCGUGGACAAGCAGAAGGAGGCACGCAACGCGAACAAAGCGCAUGUGUUCCCGUCGGGGGGGCGUUCGGGCCUUACGGCUGCCGGAAAGCUCGAACUACAGCGUGAACAAGAAAGGCAGCAGCAGAGGGAGCGUGAACUGCGGGGCAAGGAUAACGAGAACGAUGAGAAUAGCAUGGACAUAGACGAGCCUGCGGAGGGCUCGAAGGGCAAAGGGCGCAAGUGA